AUGGCCAACCCCUCCCCCCUCCGUCGGGGCUCCUCGACAGGCCAUCUCCCACUACAACCUCUCUCGACAACCUCCUCGACCCCGACCCCGAGCACAGCAGCAGCUUCUACCAACAGCUCUGAACCUCCUGUGCAUCCCUCUCUCCUCCAGCCUCGCGUCGCCGUCGUCCUCAAUGUGCCCCCGCCCUGGCAUCCGUGGCUCUUUACACUCCGUCUCGUCUCCAUCCUACCCGCGCUCUGGUGGGGUCUUCCCUCGGCGCUUCAGCUUUUGAUACGGAUACUUCCUGGGCCGGAGCUUGUUGUUGUUGUUCCGUCGGCCACGGCUGGGACAAAGGAGUUGAGCGUCGAGGCGGAUGCGAGGCUCAUCAACUAUACUCCCCAGGCGACAAUGGUCCGCCUCCUAACUAUUAAUGCCUGCAACGCCUACAUCACGGCUGGCGUUCUCUCCCUCGCGGGGGGUUUCCAAGACCCCCGUCUUCUCCUACCAGGCUGGAUCGGCAUAGCGACUACCUUAACCGUAAUGUAUCACAUCACGCAUCAGAAAAUCAACAUCCGCAAGGAGACGUCUACUUCCAUCAACGUCUUUUCCAUCGCCAGCUUCCUCAGCAUGGUGACUUUGCUCGCGCACAUGCACCUCUACACGCCCCAGUAUCCUCAGAUACCCCUCAUCGCCUCUGGACGCCGCGCCUGGGACGAGGCGUCACGCGUCGUCGCGCAGGUUAGGGGCAGCAUCGAGCAGCAUGACGGCCUCUAG
Fusarium vanettenii 77-13-4 is the source of this 753-nucleotide messenger RNA. RefSeq lists its product as uncharacterized. The transcript has 3 exons. Gene Ontology annotation, cellular component: endoplasmic reticulum membrane. Lineage: Eukaryota; Fungi; Ascomycota; Sordariomycetes; Hypocreales; Nectriaceae. Gene Ontology annotation, biological process: cellular response to oxidative stress; protein N-linked glycosylation. The coding region runs from base 1 to 753 and encodes 250 amino acids. The record is from RefSeq and is a predicted model, not a curated record.